Molecule: messenger RNA, 1206 nt
Organism: Arctia plantaginis
Lineage: Eukaryota; Metazoa; Arthropoda; Insecta; Lepidoptera; Erebidae
Source: the annotation of a GenBank genome assembly
AUGUUUAAAUUCAAAGGUUAUGAAGAAUGUUUUAUAUGUUUACUGUCCUUUAUGAUCUUCUACGUGAUCUGGAGCAUUUUUCAGUCCAACGGUGAUAUCACGCCCGAAACACAAACAAAAAAUAUACUUAUUUGGAAUGAAAAUCAGUUUCUGAGACACCUAUAUGAACAAUACCCAAUUUCCAAACUGCAAUGUCAGUCUAACAACUGUCUUAUAACAGAAAAAAAAUAUUAUUUCUUUAGUGAUUACCAAAGGUUCGAUGCAAUUAUUUUUAGCUUUCCACCACAUCCCUACCCAUAUAAUUUAGCAACACUUGACGUACCAGAUAACCGCUCAAAGUCUCAAGUCUAUAUUUUCUUUACAAUCGAAUCUGCUUUCAAUGUACCAGCGUGCGAACUGUACUUCGAUGACUUCUUCAACUGGACAUUCACAUCAAGACUAGAUUCGGACAUAGUGUGGAAAUACUUUGUCGUACAAAACAUUACAGGACAUGAAGUUGCACCGAGUGUAAAUGUUAACUGGGAAGUUAGCAAUGAACCUGUUAGCUCUAAAGUAAAAAUGAAUUGGGAACACAGAACCAAAGCGGCCGCUUGGUUAGUCAGCAACUGUGAGUCUGACAACUUCAGGAACGUUUACGUAACAAAGCUCCAGGAGAAUUUAAUUCACUUUUCUCUCAAAAUCGAUGUUUACGGACAUUGUAAUAAUGUAGAAUGUCCCAAUGAAGACUGUGAUAGUAUGUUGUCAAGAGAGUAUUAUUUUUAUCUGGCAUUUGAGAAUUCCUUCUCAGACGAUUACGUCACAGAGAAAGUACUCCACGGGUAUAAUAAUUAUGUGGUGCCUAUUGUGUUCGGCUCCUCUAAUUAUACUAGGUUUUUACCUCCUGGUUCGUACAUAAAUGCCCGUGAGUACCACCCAUACCACUUAGCCUUUUUGAUAAACGAAGCAAUGACAGACCAUUCAAAGUACGAAAAAUAUUUUACUUGGACUAAUUCUUACACCAUAGUAAGGAGUACCCCUAAAUAUAAUGAUUUGUGUAGUCUGUGUGACGCAUUGAACAGCGAGAAAGCUAAACAUGCACCUGUUUAUAAGAACUUGAGGCUGUGGUGGAACAAACCGAGCGGUAUGAAGUGGUGCUUAUCAAAUGAGUUCUUCAAUGAAACAACGUUAGAAAACACCAAUACCAACCAUCUUUUCCAAUUAUACUGA